AUGAAGCUCUCCACCCUCGCGCGUGGCCUAUUAAUCCAUGGCUCCCUAGCGACUGCAUACGCCCCAGGCCUUGAACUCGUCUACUCGCUCGAGCGUGCUACCCAAGGCAUCUUCAUCUCCGCCUCUGGCCGCAAAUUUCUCUCCCAGCGUUACUCCACCACCUUGCCACCGCAGACCGUGGAGCUCCUCAACGACAACACCACAGUCCUAUAUCCCGACGCUGCCUGGAACUCCUACAACGCCAGCAACCCAGAGUCGAAUCCUCGCAAGCAGUUCGUGAGCAUCGACGGCGCGCGGAUCGGUCCUGACGGCCGCUACUGGCUCGUGGACGGUGGCUCACAGGGCGUCAACGGUAGCACGAAACUAGUUGGUGUGAACCUCUCCAACGACACCGUGGACCGUAUCUACUACCUAGACUCAAUCUUCGCCUCGAACAGCGGCAUCGACGACGUGCGCUUCAACGCCGGUAGGGAUGUAGCCUACCUGAGCGACACCGCCGGCGCUCUGCUCGUCCUCAACCUAAUCACCGGAAAUGGCGUGCGUGUACUCGCUAACGAUCCAUCGGCGACUGCAUACUACCCCAUGUCCUACAACGGAUCUCUCGUCCCCGGCUACGGCGCCGCGGGCAGCACGUUGGCAGUCGGGCUAGACCAGAUCGAAGUCUCACCGGAUGGCACGUACCUCUAG
This is a messenger RNA of Fulvia fulva, 687 nucleotides long. RefSeq lists its product as uncharacterized. NCBI's taxonomy places the organism in Eukaryota, Fungi, Ascomycota, Dothideomycetes, Mycosphaerellales, Mycosphaerellaceae. The transcript has a single exon. The record is from RefSeq and is a predicted model, not a curated record. The coding region runs from base 1 to 687 and encodes 228 amino acids.